AUGUAUAGAUCCUCUGGACAGUGCCUUCUCGUCCUCCUCCUUCCCCUCGUGAUCCCGCCGCUCGCGGGAUGCUUUGGCCCGGAGGGCGCGGGCGAUCUGAUAGACGGGACGUGCGGGCAGACUCUGUACUACGGCCUCUGCGCGAAGUCCCUCCGGUCGGACCCGCGAAGCGCGUCGGCAGACCUCAAGGGCCUCGCCGUUAUAAUGCUCAACGUGACGACGGCAGAAGCGGCCGACACGCUGAGCUACAUAAAGGCGCUCGUGAAACGGAAGGUGGACCCUGCAGAGGCGAAACCGCUGGAGUACUGCGCCGGGCUGUACUCCCCGAUGGCGAGGCUGACCCUCCCGCUCGCGGCCAAGGCUCUGAUCCAGGGUCGAUACAGGUUCGCCGACUACAGGCUCGCGGAGGCGGCGAUGCAGCCGCCGACGUGCGAGGGGAGGUUCGGGGGCGCGGUCGAGUCGCCGUUGACGGACAGGAACGUGCUCGCGCACGACCUCUGCGCGGUGUCCAUGGACAUCGUUAACCAGCUGAUGAAGGGCUAA
Eucalyptus grandis is the source of this 543-nucleotide messenger RNA. Its product is annotated as putative invertase inhibitor. The transcript has a single exon. The coding region runs from base 1 to 543 and encodes 180 amino acids. Gene Ontology annotation, biological process: negative regulation of catalytic activity. Gene Ontology annotation, molecular function: enzyme inhibitor activity. NCBI's taxonomy places the organism in Eukaryota, Viridiplantae, Streptophyta, Magnoliopsida, Myrtales, Myrtaceae. The record is from RefSeq and is a predicted model, not a curated record.